Molecule: messenger RNA, 2442 nt
Organism: Pipistrellus kuhlii (Kuhl's pipistrelle)
Lineage: Eukaryota; Metazoa; Chordata; Mammalia; Chiroptera; Vespertilionidae
Gene: CCDC157
Product: coiled-coil domain containing 157
Exons: 12
Coding region: 197-2371 (724 amino acids)
Source: RefSeq, a predicted model, not a curated record
UCGGGGCGCCGGGAGAGGGUUUGCUGGGGUUCCCUGGAGCUGCGGGCGCGCCGGGGGCCAGUUCCAUGAGCCGGCACAAAGCGGGGGCCGAAGCUGCGACACCAGAGACCGCCUCGUUCUUCGGGGACAUAAAAUCUCAGGAGCGGCAGUGUCUCCCGAGAGGCAGUCACUGAAGCAACACACGUGGGCCCUGAGGAUGGCUCACCUGCUGGGCAGCCAGGCCUGCAUGGACAGCCUGCGCCAGGACCUCACCGACCUGCAGGGCACCAUCGUCGACGUCUUCUCCCGGGCCGGCCCCGUGCGCUUCCCCUCCUGGAAGUUCCCCGACCACGUGGCCUGUGACCUGGACAUGGUGGCCCUGCUCGAGCACUAUGACCACGUGCCGGGGGACCCCGAGUUCACCCAGCUGUCCCACGCCGUGCUCCUGGAGCUGGUCAUUGACAGGCUCCUGCUGCUGCUGCAGAGCUGUGCCAGCUACCUGGAGGCCCUCAGCUCGGAGCAGACGGUGCCCCCGGCCCGGGCGCUGGGGCCCUGCAUGUCCGUGGGGCUCACCGUUCGGCGCUUCUGGAACAGCCUGCUGAAGCUGGGCCUGCUCUACCAGCAGAUGCUCUCCCAGAAAAGGGCCUGUGGAGACCCCCAUCUCCAAGGGGAGGCCCCCCUCUCCAAGCCCACGGCCAAGGGCGAGCCCGCCAGGAACCCCGAGUUUGUGACGGCCAAGUUCAUCAAGCCCCCCUCCCCGAUUCCAGGCCUGCCCCCCGCCUGCCAGGAGCCCGGCAGCCUCUCGGUGCGCGUCUCCCUGCACCCACCGGCCCGGCCCGCCGAGGGCACCCGCAGCGUCCACUCGCAGACGGUGGAGACGGCCCUGGUGCCCUGCGACGCCUGCGCCAGCGUGCAGGGCAGCCUGCGGGAGGUGGGCCGGGCACUCAUUGGCCUGUGCCAGAGCCAGAACCUGCCCUCGUCCCUCGGCCACUUCCAGCAGCUGGUGCAGAGCGGCACGGGCCUCAAGCCGCUGCCCGCGGCCACCGUGGGCCACUGGGCGGCCGAGCAGAGCCGGGACCUGGCCCGCCUGGGCAAGCACAUGGGGGCCCUCACGCAGCUGGUGGGGCCGCUGCGGGCACAGCUGGAGGAGGCGGAGGAGCAGAAGGGCGGCCUGCGGGCGCAGCUGGGCCAGCUGGAGCAGGCGCUGCGGCAGGAGCAGGGCCAGCGGCAGCGGCAGGCGGACGAGGCCCAGCAGCAGCAGGCCCGGUGGGAGCGGGACAGGCAGCAGCUGCUCGCAGAAACGGGCGAGCUCAGGAGGAAGGUGGCCGCCCUGGAGGGGGAGCUGAAGCAGCAGCAGGAGACCACGCAGGCCGUGGAGGCGAAGGCCCAGCAGCUGCAGGAGGAGGCCGAGCGCAGGGCGGAGGCCGAGAGGCGGGUGCGGCAGCUGGAGGAGCAGGUGCAGCUGCUGGCCGGGAGGCUGGACGGGGCCAGCCAGCAGAUCCGCUGGGCCGGCACCGAGCUGGACAAGGAGAAGGCCCGCGUGGACAGCAUGGUCCGCCACCAGGAGUCCCUGCAGGCCAAGCAGCGGGCGCUGCUGCAGCAGCUGGACAGCCUGGACCAGGAGCGCGAGGAGCUGCAGGGCGGCCUGGCCGAGGCCGAGGCCCAGCGGGCCCACCUGGAGGAGCAGCUGCGGAGCGCGCAGAGCGAGCGGGAGCAGGGGCAGUGCCAGCUCCAGGCCCAGCAGGAGCUGCUGCAGAGCCUGCACAGGGAGAAGCAGGGCCUGGAGCGGGCGGCCACGGACCUGCGGCUGACCGUCUCGGGGCUGGAGCGGGAGCUCGAGGCGCUGAGAGAGCGGGAGCGGCUGCUGGUGGCCUUCCCGGACCUGCACAGGCCCGCCGAGACCCAGGGCCAAAGCUCCGGCAACGUCAUGGACGACAUGGAGAGGCAGGUGCAGGCCAACGACAUCCGCAUCCAGGUCCUGCAGAAGGAGAACGGGCGGCUCCAGGCCAUGCUGUCCAAGAUUCGGGAGGUGGCCCAGCAGGGGGCGCUCAAGCUGAUCCCGCAGGACCAGCUCUGGGCCCGGCCCAGCCAGGGAGUCCAGGGGGCAGCAGCCCCCGCCCCGGCCCAGAGAGCGUCCCCGCGGCCUCUGGGCAGGUGGCACUCCCCGGGCAGCAGGGCAGCCAGCGCGGGCAAGACUCUGCCGGGCCAGCGCCGGGCAUCGCCGUCCUCGCAGACCGGCGGCCGAUCCAGCAAGUCCUCCCUGGAGGACGUCACCUACUCCACCACCUGCGCCCAGAACCCCAUCCAGGUCUUGGCCCGGCUCAGGAGGAGACUGUCACCGAGCCGGGGGCCGGCCGGCUCUGCCCACCAGCUCCGGGAGCCGCCCAUGUAGCCUGCGGUGGGUGGGGCUAGAGGGCAGGCAGCUGGCAGCCCACCCGACAGAAUAAAGCCAGGCCGCCACCC